Trichomycterus rosablanca is the source of this 2759-nucleotide messenger RNA. RefSeq names its product cadherin 15, type 1, M-cadherin (myotubule) (gene cdh15). Bases 23 to 2437 code for a protein of 804 amino acids. The transcript is spliced from 14 exons. Gene Ontology annotation, biological process: multicellular organism development; calcium-dependent cell-cell adhesion; adherens junction organization. Gene Ontology annotation, cellular component: catenin complex; adherens junction; plasma membrane. The record is from RefSeq and is a predicted model, not a curated record. Gene Ontology annotation, molecular function: calcium ion binding; cadherin binding. Lineage: Eukaryota; Metazoa; Chordata; Actinopteri; Siluriformes; Trichomycteridae.
AGUGUGAAAGCCAUAGAAGACAAUGGCCUGGAAGCUGCUGAUGGGAGUGUGCUUGCUGGUAGCAUCCAUGAGUCAGGUUAUUAGCAGCGUCCAGUCGGGAGGUAACACCCUGAACCCAGCCGUGCUGCAUCCAUGGAGGACGAGAAGUGCAGGUCUAAAUCGGGUGAAGAGGGACUGGAUCAUUCCUCCUAUUCGGGUUACUGAAAACAGCAAGCAGGUCCCCGAGUACCUGGUCCAGAUCAAAUCAGACAAGAUUUUCACUGGAGAGGUGAUCUAUAAGCUGGAGGGACCCGGGGUCGACCAGGAGCCCAAGGACUUUUUUGAAAUCGAUGAUAAAUCAGGAUGGAUCAAAAGCAAAAAGCCACUGGACAGGGAGAAAUACAGGAGUUUCAAGCUCAAAGCCUUCGCCCUGUCACCCAGUGGAGAGCGACUGGAGAACCCCACCACCAUCGAGAUUUAUGUGCUGGACCAGAAUGAUAACAGACCAGCCUUUAUAAAAGAGGAGUUUAUUGGAUCGGUGCCUGAAUUUUCCAUUCCAGGGACUUCGGUGUUGACCGUAUCAGCCGUGGACGCCGACGACCCGGCAACAGACAACGCCAUGCUGAGCUACUCCAUCACGGCUCAGGACAGCUUACCUCCAUUCAGCGUUAACAAGACAAUGUUCGGCAUCAAUAACGUAACAGGCGUGAUCUACAUCCGAGAUGUGGGACUGGACCGAGACCUGGUGCAGUCGUUCAGGCUCACUCUGCAGGUGGCUGACAUGUCCGGGAUGGGACUCACCAGCACUGGAAGAGCCAUCAUUCACAUCAUAGACAUCAAUAACCAUGCCCCAAAGUUUGAACCCAUCACGUACACAAUGUCUGGUGUGGAGAAUAAAGCUAAUUUUGAUCUGGGCAGAGUGAACGCUACAGAUAAAGAUCAGAAGAAUGGAGAGAACUGGAGGAUUACUUAUUCCAUUAUAAGCGGAGAUCCAACUGGAAACUUUGCCAUCCGGACCGACCCGGUUACCAACCAAGGAAUCAUCUCUGUAAUGAAGCCCCUGGACUACGAGACCCGAGCAGAGUACCAGCUGGCUGUGAGAGCGGAGAACGAAGUCCCUCUGAGUAUAAAAGCUCCAUAUGAACAGCCCAGCACCGCAACCAUCACCAUCAGAGUUCUGAACGAGAACGAGGCUCCACGCUUCCACAGGAACCCCAUACAGGUGUCCGUACCAGAGUCCAUCACGCCCAGGUCUCACCUCGUCUCAGACAUCGCCCACGAUCCCGAAAACACCAAGCUUAGGUUUGAGAUUACUCAUGAUCCUGAGGGUUGGCUAGCAAUCAACCACGAGACUGGAGCUAUCUCAGCCAAGAAGAAGUUCAACAUCCGUUCACCAUACGUCAAAAAUAACAAGUACACAGCUCUGAUAAAGGUUACUGACCAGGACGGCACCUCCUCCACAGCCUCGGUGGAGAUCACGCUGUGGGAGACCAAUGAUUUCGCCCCUGUGCUCGUCCCUCUGAACGGCAUCGUGUGCAGUAACAGGGAGCGACACCGGCUUGGCCUGAUGCUCAGCGCUGUAGAUAAUGACCUCGCUCCUCAUGCUGACCCCUUCACCUUCGACCUGGCUGAUGGAGACCUGACUGUCAACUGGACCAUCAUCCAGCUCAACGAGACUCAUGCCAUGCUGCAGCCUGUGGUAGACAUAGACCGGGGUGAGUUCUCCAUCCCCAUCGCAGUAUCAGACUCGGGUUCUCCCGCCCUCUCCUCCAACGCCCUGGUGAAUGUGACCGUGUGUCCGUGUGACAUGGCUGGACAGUGUAUGACCGGUGGAGUGGCCGCCAUUUUUGGAGCCAAAGCUGGAAUCAGCCUCAUCGCGCUUAUAAUCAUCAUGGCCAGCGUCGCUCUUCUGCUGUUGUUAAUUCUGCUCGCCGUCGCUGUGAGGAGCUGCACCGGGCGCGGCGUUAAGAAAGCGCGAGGCCUGCUGGUCGGCGAAUCCGAAGACGACGUGCGUGACAACGUGUUCAACUACGACGAGCAGGGCGGAGGAGAAGAGGACGAGGAUGGCUUCAACUUCGAUUUUCUGAGACCCCCUAAUGAUAUGAUCUCUCCACCGGAAACCUUCGGCCAACCAGGGUCCGGCCUUCCCAAAAGAAAACAGCCAAGGAGGAGGGACUUUCCAUAUAAUCUGCCUUCACCUGUGUACCCACGCAAACCCCCAGGAGACCCCACAGACAUCGAGGACUUCAUCAACGACGGUCUGGCUGUCGCGAACGAAGACCCCAACGUGCCUCCGUAUGACACGGCUCUGAUCUACGAUUACGAAGGCGAUGGCUCUCUUGCAGGAAGCCUGAGCUCCAUCGCCUCCGUGGGUUCCGACGAGGACCAGGACUACGACUACCUCAACGACUGGGGGCCGCGCUUCAAGAAACUGGCCAACCUGUACGACCCGCGCUAAUGACCAGGCUCCCGUCCCCACACGGAGCUCCCGCAGGUCAAACUCAGUUCGACAUUCCCCGUUCGUAUAGACUUGGGGGGGUAAUACUGCUGCCCUGGCUUGUAGGGACGGGACCUGCGUGUGGAUCGUUGAUGGAAGAUCUGCACAAUGUGCAUUUUGAAUUUGACGCUCGUGUUCCUGAGAAAGGUCGGCGCCGGAUCCGUGAGCGGUUUUACUGGGCUGAUGUGAGGAGAGCAUGUCAGUUCACCCUGACAUUAAAAGAACAGACAGCAGUUAUUGCAGACUAAUUAACUUCUAUUAAAGUCCAGAGAUCAUAGUGACA